This is a messenger RNA of Tribolium castaneum (red flour beetle), 631 nucleotides long. RefSeq lists its product as uncharacterized. Gene Ontology annotation, molecular function: RNA binding; translation initiation factor activity. The record is from RefSeq and is a predicted model, not a curated record. NCBI's taxonomy places the organism in Eukaryota, Metazoa, Arthropoda, Insecta, Coleoptera, Tenebrionidae. The coding region runs from base 144 to 578 and encodes 144 amino acids. Gene Ontology annotation, biological process: translational initiation. Gene Ontology annotation, cellular component: nucleus. The transcript has 2 exons.
UUGUUGUUUUUAGCAGCUGGUGCUUUGAUUGAGGUUAUGUUCAAUUUGUUAUAGUUCUUGUUCCAACAAAUUACAGAAGAAACAUUAAUUGUGUGAGUCUUCCUGAGUGUUUUUUCGAAGCCUUGACCGAAAUUAUUUGCAGAAUGUCCCGCAAGACCAAGCGGAAACACGUUUUCAAAGAAGCACUAGACGAUGACAUGUCUUUACCAACUGAAAACCAAACCAUCGUCCGAAUAAUUAGCACCAAAGGCAACAACUUACACGAAGUUCUGGCACCAAACCAAUCCACUUAUUUGGUGUCCAUGCCAACAAAAUUCCGUAAAAAUAUAUGGGUGAAACGUGGCAGUUACGUCCUUGUUGAACCAAUCACCGAAGGCGAUAAAGUCAAAGCUGAAAUAGUGCGAAUAUUAACGAAUGAACACAUCAAAUGUUUGAAAGAAGACAACGUAUGGCCACCUGAAUUUUCUGACAAUAAAAAGGACCAAGAGGAUGAGAGUGAUUUGUUAGUGAAUAGAAACAGACUUGAAAUAGACGAAGAGUUAUCAUCGAGUGAUAGCGACAGUGAGGACAAUAAAUAAACACGAUCUUUGGUAACUUAUAUUUAGAAUAAAACAGUUUUUACAUCGCUUGA